Parastagonospora nodorum SN15 is the source of this 1758-nucleotide messenger RNA. RefSeq lists its product as hypothetical. The transcript is spliced from 2 exons. Gene Ontology annotation, biological process: transmembrane transport. Gene Ontology annotation, molecular function: transmembrane transporter activity. Gene Ontology annotation, cellular component: membrane. Lineage: Eukaryota; Fungi; Ascomycota; Dothideomycetes; Pleosporales; Phaeosphaeriaceae. Bases 1 to 1758 code for a protein of 585 amino acids. The record is from RefSeq and is a predicted model, not a curated record.
AUGGCCCACAACGGGGAUGUAGACUAUGUGGAAGCCCUCGAUAUAGACCAGGAGAUGCGCGCGCGUCACCAGUCCUCCAAGUCGCAGCCGAAAGCGCCCAUAUAUACACCGCAGCAGGCGGGCGCGUCAGGGGCGAGGUCCCAGGCAAGCGACGGUGAAGGCGAAGAUGCGCCGCUGCUGAGACCCACGGAACGCGCUCAUGGGAUCGCAGACGGCAGUGACAGUGAGGGCAGUGAGUAUGAAUGGCCGGGAGAAGCGGACUUUAAAGGACUUUCCUGGUGGAAUCGGCCUUCGAUAUACUGGCUCCUCCCACCAUUCUUCCUGUUCACCAUGGCGUUCGGUGGCAUCAUUAUCCCCAAGAUCAACCUGAUCAUGGAUCUCGUAUGCACUGAAUACUAUGCCACGGGCGGAAGCGAUCCCAUCUCGAGUCCCAUGGAUCCAGGGCAGCAACACGAUCGCUGCCAAAACGAUACUGUCUCCUCGCGCUCCUCCCUUUUCCUCUUAUACGGCAGUCUCUGCUCUGGCAUUCUCUCCGCCAUCACUAGCCCGAAACUUGGUGCGCUAUCCGAUCGCCAUGGACGUAAGAAGUUCUUGAUCUUCAAUACAAUCGGUACGCUCUUCGCUGAGGUACUCACUAUAUUGGCGGCCAAGUAUCCCGAUAUCUUUCAUGUAAACUGGAUCCUAGUCGGUUACUGCAUAGAGGGCGUCACUGGGUCGUUUAUUGUCGGCAUGGCUAUCGCGCAUUCCUACGCCUCGGACUGCACGUCACCUCAAAAGCGCACCGUAGCUUUUUCCUAUUUCCACGCUUGCCUUUUUGGUGGCAUUGCCAUCGGUCCUGCUCUCUCUGGAUAUGUCAUCUCAGCUCGCGAAAAGUACGUCGGCCAUACCGAGGCUGUGCUUUUGGUCUUCUACAUUGCGCUGGCUGCGCAUUUGGUGUUUAUAGCUUCUCUGAUGUUUCUUAUUCCCGAGUCCCUGACCCAAGCUCGACAGGAAGAAGCGCGUGAGCGACACAAAGAAGACAUGGAGAAGCUGGGCCCAGCAUCGGACUGGAUCAACCAACUGCGGCAUCUCAACCUAUUCAAGCCGCUCGAAAUUCUCUGGCCUACUGGUCCUGGUUCGUCAUCUGCCGUGCGCUGGAACUUGGCUCUUCUCGCAGCUACAGACGCCAUCAUGUUUGGCGUUGCCAUGGGUGCCACGGGUGUACUACUCGUCUACACGCGUCGCCAAUUCGGCUGGCACGAACUUGAAACCGGACGCUUCGCCACCAUUGUCAACACCUCGCGUGUUGUCGCUCUCUUAGUCGUUCUGCCUGUCUUGACGCGCAUCUUCCGUGGCAAAGACGGACACAAGCGCACGCGCAGCUCUGGCUCGGAUCUCUUCGAUCUCAGCAUCAUUCGCGCUGCCAUCUUCUUUGACAUGAUGGGCUAUUUGGGUUUUAUUCUCGCGCGCAAAGGUGAAAUUUUCGCACUGUCUGGCGCGCUUGCAGCCAUGGGUGGUAUCGGCAACCCAACGCUCGGUGCCGCGCUCACCAAGCACGUUCCCCCGGACAAAGUUGGGCAGCUUCUCGGCGCAACUGGACUUUUGCAUGCUGUUGCGCGAGUCAUCGGGCCAACUAUCUUUAACGGAAUCUACAGUGCUACCGUUGGAAGCUUCAGGCAGACGGUAUUCGUGACGUUGUGUGCGACUUUUGGGUUGGCGUUUGUGUGUAGUUGGUUCGUGAGGCCGCAUGGUACAUUCAACAUCCCCUUCUCGUGUUGA